Messenger RNA from Lepus europaeus (European hare), 717 nucleotides. RefSeq names its product zinc finger AN1-type containing 3 (gene ZFAND3). The record is from RefSeq and is a predicted model, not a curated record. The transcript is spliced from 6 exons. NCBI's taxonomy places the organism in Eukaryota, Metazoa, Chordata, Mammalia, Lagomorpha, Leporidae. Gene Ontology annotation, molecular function: zinc ion binding; DNA binding. Bases 34 to 717 code for a protein of 227 amino acids.
CGCCGAGCUCCGCCGCCGCCGCCGCCGAGCACCAUGGGAGACGCCGGGAGCGAGCGCAGCAAAGCGCCCAGCCUGCCGCCGCGCUGUCCCUGCGGCUUCUGGGGGUCCAGCAAGACUAUGAAUCUCUGUUCCAAAUGCUUUGCUGAUUUUCAAAAGAAACAACCAGAUGAUGAUUCCGCUCCAAGUACAAGUACCAGCCAAUCAGAUUUGUUUCCUGAAGAGACCACCAGUGACAACAACAAUACCUCGAUAACCACACCAACUCUUAGUCCCAGCCAGCAGCCGCUUCCGACAGAACUGAAUGUACCUUCACCGAAUAAAGAGGAAUGUGGGCCUUGCACAGACACAGCUCAUGUCUCGUUAAUCACACCAACCAAAAGAUCCUGUGGUACAGAUUCACAAUCUGAGAACGAGGCUUCGCCAGUGAAACGGCCACGGCUACUGGAGAACACCGAACGGUCUGAGGAAACCAGCCGAUCUAAACAGAAGAGUCGACGUCGGUGCUUCCAGUGCCAAACCAAACUGGAGCUGGUGCAGCAGGAGUUGGGAUCCUGUCGCUGUGGUUACGUGUUCUGUAUGUUGCAUCGCCUCCCCGAGCAGCACGGCUGUACCUUUGACCACAUGGGCCGCGGCCGAGAGGAAGCCAUCAUGAAAAUGGUGAAACUGGACCGGAAAGUGGGGCGUUCCUGCCAGCGCAUCGGGGAGGGGUGCUCCUGA